CGCAAGCGCAGUUGCGUUUGGUGAGGGUACCUGGCAGCUCUGUGUAAUAAAAAAAAAAGGUGAUAAAUACUUGGAAAAGUUAAUAAACGCAUGUAAUAUUCUAUUAUUUCUCUAUCAAUAUGACUGAGGAGUCGCAACAAUCAGAGAAAACCGCGCAAUCCGAAUCUUCCAAUACAAGAAAUACAGAUAUAAAAUUAAAAGACACCAAAAAGGAAAAAUGCCGGCCAAUGACAAAGGUAGUGGUACGUCGACUACCUCCGUCAAUGACACAGGAACAAUUUGUCGAACAGAUAUCACCUCUACCAGAUUAUGAUUAUUUGUACUUUGUGAAAGCUGAUAUGUCAUUGGGACAAUAUGCAUUUUCUCGUGCAUAUAUAAAUUUUCUCAAUCAACAGGACAUCUUUAUUUUUCGGGAAAAGUUUGACAACUAUGUUUUCGUUGACUCCAAAGGUACAGAAUAUCCUGCAGUUGUUGAAUUCGCACCAUUUCAGAGAUUACCAAAGAAACGAGUUGGAAAGAAGAAGGAUUUAAAAUGUGGGACUAUAGAAACUGAUGCUUAUUUUAUAAAUUUCUUGGAGAGUCUCAAGAAUCAGGAGAGUGAUUCUGGUACUAGUCAACCGAAGACGGAAUAUUCCUAUCAACCUGCCGAGAACACUCCGAAGAAAGUUACAACACCUUUGCUGGAUUAUUUGAAGCAACGAAAGCAGGAAAGACAACGACUUCGUGAUGAAAAACGAGAAGAAAGACGUCGUCGAGAUUUAGAGCGACGACGAGCGAAAGAUGAAUCCACUGUGUCUAAGGUCCUGAAAAAUCCGGACUCGGAGAGAGAAGCAAAUAAGAACAAGGAGAACAAGGAAGAGAGGGAGAAGAAUAUUUCCAAGGAUGUGAAGACUCGUAAUAAAAGGGAUGAUAAAUUUAGAGAUAAAUUAACGAGAGAUCGUGACGGGAAGUUACCUGCAAAAUCCUAUAGGGACAGAGAGGAGAAAUUUAAGGAUCGAGACAUGAAAUAUCAAAAGAAGCAUGACGAGAGAAAAUCGUAUGGCAAAAAGGAGGAGAGAGAUAAUUUCAAAGAGAGAAUGGAUGACAGAAGAAGUGAGUCGAGGGACGAGAGAAAAUUCGAAAAUCGAGAAGAUAAUAGAGAAUUUAAAGAACGUAAAGCAGAGGAGAAAAAAGGUAAAAGCUAUGAGAAAAUGAGACAAGAAAAGAGACGAUUAUCCGAAACAAAAAAGCAAAAUCUAACGGAAAAUAGUGUUGAGAUAAGCGUAGAAAAAGUUAAAAUAGACGAGACUCCGCUGGAUGUAAAGUCUGAGAGCAAUGAACAGAAUUCAGUAGAAGUGGAUCAAACAUCAUUGGAAGGAAAAGAUAUUUGCGAGAAAGAAUCUGCAAAUAUUAAAAUUCCAGACAAGGAGGAAGAAAAAGAAGAGGAACCGAAAUUCAUUGCUGACGAAAAACCGAAUCUUGAGAAUACUGAAAGAUUAUUGGGAUCGGGUGACGAGAAAAGUCCAGUGAAUUGUCCAAAGUCAAAAUCCAAUGAAGAAAUAGACAAGGAAUUGGAUUAUUGUGGGGUGAAUGAUCCAAAGAAAGAAACUGUGAUUGUAAAACGAAGAAGUUCGCUGGAAAGUGGCGGCGAAGGUGGAGGUGGAGACGGUGCUUGUUUGAGACGUCACAAAUCCUUGGACGGCGAAGACCAAGGCAAUUUGCAGAAGAACGUGAGGGACGAGAAGGUAAAGAACAAAAAAGAUCCCAGGCUGGAACGACGUAUUAGAAAUAAGGAUCGACCAACAAUGGAAAUUUAUAGACCUGGAAUGGGUAAAUUUAGUAAACAGCGUAUUGAACGUGAAAAAUCUACUAACGACGAGAGAGCAUCAUUAUCACAAAGUCCAACGCCAACUGGAAAUGUUCCCACGACUUUCAAAAAUAAUAAAUCUGGAUCUGAAGUUCGUUCAAUGACUUUCAAAAGAAGCGUUAGUCGAGAUAUCCCCUAAUGAAAUAAAGUUUUUUUUUCUUUGUUUUUAA
Leptopilina heterotoma is the source of this 2016-nucleotide messenger RNA. RefSeq names its product regulator of nonsense transcripts 3B (gene Upf3). Gene Ontology annotation, biological process: positive regulation of translation; nuclear-transcribed mRNA catabolic process, nonsense-mediated decay. The transcript is spliced from 6 exons. Gene Ontology annotation, molecular function: mRNA binding. The coding region runs from base 120 to 1985 and encodes 621 amino acids. Gene Ontology annotation, cellular component: cytoplasm; nucleolus. Lineage: Eukaryota; Metazoa; Arthropoda; Insecta; Hymenoptera; Figitidae. The record is from RefSeq and is a predicted model, not a curated record.